AAGCUAAGAAUUGCUUGAUUUUGUAGAUAAUUAACCGAGGCUAGUGAAGAGAAAUUAAGGAACAAAUGGCAAAGAGUAUGGGAGUGAAGAUGCAUUUUCGGAAGCACCAUGUGGUUAUCGAUAAUGGCAUUGUUCAACUCACUCUAACAAAUCCAGGAGGCUACGUUACAGGCGUAAAGUACAACAACAUCGACAAUCUACUUGAAAGCCAAAACGAUGAAUCUGAUAGAGGGUACUGGGAUCUUGUUUGGAGUUCACCCGACAAUCCUGGAACAACCGGUACUUUUGAAAGGAUUGAAGGAACAAGUUGUGAAGUUAUAAUCGAAACCGAAGAUCAAGUAGAGCUCUCGUUUACAAGAACAUGGGAUUCCACCCUUGUGGGAAAGCAUGUCCCAUUGAAGAUAGACAAAAGGUUCGUGAUUCUUCGCGGUUCUUCUGGUUUCUACUCGUAUGCAAUCUACGAACAUUUGGAGGGAUUUCCUGGUUUCAAUCUUGACGAAACCAGGAUAGUGUUCAAGCUCAGGAAAGACAAGUUUCACUAUAUGGCAAUGUCUGAUGACAGACAAAGGUAUAUGCCCCUACCCGAUGAUCGGUUACCCGCUAGAGGUAAACCAUUGGCUUAUCCUGAGGCAGUACUCCUUGUUAAUCCUGUGGAACCAGAGUUUAAAGGACAGGUAGACGAUAAAUAUCAGUAUUCAUGUGAAACCAAGGAUCUAAAGGUCCAUGGGUGGAUAUCUACAGACCCACCUGUUGGAUUCUGGCAAAUUACACCAAGUAACGAGUUCAGAACAGGUGGGCCCACGAAGCAAGAACUUACUUCUCAUGUGGGCCCGAUAAAUCUAGCCAUGUUUAUCAGUGCUCAUUAUGGUGGAAACGAUUUAGUUGUCAAAUUUUCCGAAGGGGAGCUAUGGAAGAAAGUUUUCGGCCCGGUUUUUAUGCAUCUCAAUACGACUUCUACAGGAGAAGACCCUCUUACACUUUGGCAAGAUGCCAAGAAUCAGAUGCUAGAAGAAGUUGGAAAAUGGCCUUAUAGUUUUCCGGCUUCAAAGGAUUUCCAACAAGUUAAUGAAAGGGGGGUGAUAAGCGGUAGAUUAUUCGUAUACGACAGGUUCAUUAGCGAUGAACAAGCACCCACAAAUGGUGCUUACAUUGGACUAGCUCCACCUGGAGACCCCGGAUCAUGGGAACGCGAAAACAAGGGCUAUCAAUUUUGGAGUAAAACCAACGAACAAGGAUGUUUUUCGAUUGAACAUAUUUUGCCGGGCACAUAUAAUCUAUACGCCUGGGUCCAAGGUUUCAUUGGAGAUUACAAAAAACCUGAGGCAAUUACCAUCACACCAGGUUGUGAUAUCGAAGUCGGGGAUCUUGUUUACGAGCCUCCUAGAGACGGUCCGACUUUAUGGGAUAUUGGGAUACCCGACCGCUCUGCGGCCGAAUUCUACAUUCCUGAUCCUGACCCAAUGUAUACCAACCAGUUUCUCACCGAUGAUCCUAACAGGUUUAGGCAGUAUGGAUUAUGGGAACAAUAUGCUACGCUAUACCCCGAUGGUGAUUUGGUUUACACAAUCGGUGAAAGCGACUACAGAAAAGAUUGGUUCUUCGCACAUGUACCGCGGAAGAAAGGUGACAAUGUGUAUGAAAAAACGACGUGGACUAUCAAGUUCAAGCUUAACAAUGUGAAUAAGGAUGAAACUUAUAAAUUAAGAUUGGCUCUAGCAUCAGCACAAGUAUCGGAUCUUCAGGUUCGAGUUAACGAUCUAAACACAGAUUCUCCUCUAUUUUCAACCGGAAUCAUUGGAGGAGACAAUGCGAUUGCAAGGCAUGGAAUACAUGGUCUGAGUUGGUUAUUCAACAUAGAUAUACCAGGAACACUUUUGAUCUCCAAUGAAGAGAACACAAUAUAUUUGACACAAGCAAAUGGAGGAACCCCUUUCCGUGGAGUCAUGUAUGAUUACAUUCGUUUUGAAGGAUCAGCUCUUUCAUGUUCUGGGAGUAAUACAUGCAUUUGAUCUAGUUGUAUGGUCAUCAUAAUCUAUAACUUAGUGUUAUGUGAUUAUCCUCACUCUAUAUAAUGUCAUAGUUGAUUACUAGUAACGAAAAUCUAUGAUAGAUAAAUAACGUCACUCUGAUGUCUUCAUCAUUUCAUCAGUAUGAUUACGCAUUGUUUUUUUA
This is a messenger RNA of Helianthus annuus (common sunflower), 2172 nucleotides long. RefSeq names its product probable rhamnogalacturonate lyase B. Lineage: Eukaryota; Viridiplantae; Streptophyta; Magnoliopsida; Asterales; Asteraceae. Gene Ontology annotation, biological process: carbohydrate metabolic process. The transcript is spliced from 15 exons. The record is from RefSeq and is a predicted model, not a curated record. The coding region runs from base 66 to 2009 and encodes 647 amino acids. Gene Ontology annotation, molecular function: carbohydrate binding; catalytic activity.